Ilex paraguariensis (yerba mate) is the source of this 315-nucleotide messenger RNA. The record is from the annotation of a GenBank genome assembly. Lineage: Eukaryota; Viridiplantae; Streptophyta; Magnoliopsida; Aquifoliales; Aquifoliaceae.
AUGGGUUCAGUGAAGAAACUAGCAAAGAAGGUGAUGUUCGACCGCGAGUCCUCGCAAUACGAGUGUUUGCCACGGGAGAGAGAAUUGCAAUUGCCUUCCGCGGCCCCAACUGGGUUUUUCUCCCUAGCUAUGUUGGAGAGGAGAGACGACAAUUCGUGGUGCCAACCAGAGAGGCCCUACGACGAGUUCGGGUUUGAGCAAAGUAAUGGGCUAGUGGUUCCAUUUAGUGUUACUGCUUUCCAAGAGGUGGUAAAUGCUGUGGAGUGCUGCAAUGGAAGGUUUGAUUUUGGAAAUUUAGUUGAUGAGUUUAUUUAG